AUGGGCAGCUCGGCACUGCUGUCGGAUGCGGGAGAAGGUAGGAGCGAGGUGCAGGAAUCGUCUCGUCGGUGGUGGUCAAGCCGUCGGGAUGGGUUCCUUCUCUCGGAUCGUCUUGCUGGUGCAGCAGCCUGCGCGCCUUUGCGUCGUCUCGAGGUGAUGAUGGUGCGUCGUCCUUACAUCAGACGAGAAAAAAGGUCAAAGGUAUCGGCGGCGACUCGUCGAAGCGCUGGCGCAGCGGUCUUGGCCGUCGUGGUCGUCGUGUCGUGUCGUCGUGAAAUGGAAAAAGGUGGUUGCCAACCCAAAUCCAGGCUCGGAGCCCCUAAAGCGGUGGUCGGAGCUGUGCUGUCGGCGUUGGCGUUGGCACCCCUGGUCAAUUCAAUUGGAGCUUUGUUCGUUGUCGCGUCGGCGUCUGUCUAA
This is a messenger RNA of Colletotrichum orchidophilum, 417 nucleotides long. RefSeq lists its product as uncharacterized. Lineage: Eukaryota; Fungi; Ascomycota; Sordariomycetes; Glomerellales; Glomerellaceae. The transcript has a single exon. The record is from RefSeq and is a predicted model, not a curated record. The coding region runs from base 1 to 417 and encodes 138 amino acids.